AUGGAGAAGACAAUUAAUACUUUUAGAAACAAAUUUAAUAUUUCCUUGCCUUUUCUGGCUAGCUUGCGCUAUAAAAGGAAGGUGAGAUUAUCGAGCGAAAGGAAGGCUGCAAGUGGCAUGGAGGCUCUCCAUUUUGCCUUCUGUUCUAGCUCAUUACUCGUCCUCUUUCUAAUUUGGAAGGUCAGGAAUUUGAAGCACCGCCGAAAAAACGGAAGCAGAGAAGCCCCAGGGCCAAGGAAUCUACCCAUCAUCGGUAGUCUCCACUAUGUCAUGGGCCCACACCCUCCUCACGAGUCUUUUCGCAACCUGUCCGCGGUCUACGGCCCCAUCAUGCGGCUCAAGCUCGGUGAUAUCCACGCCGUUAUUAUUUCCUCUGCGGAAGCUGCUAAGGAAAUCAUGAAGACUCAUGACAUCGACUUUGCCACACGUCCUGUCAAUGACUCCGUCGAAGCCAUCUUAUAUGGAGCUAACAAUAUCUUGUUCGGCCGCUACGGUGAAUUAUGGCGCCAGAUGCGCCGACUAUGCACUAUGGAGUUGCUCAGCAUUAAGCGUGUUCGCUCCUUCAAAACAAUAAGAGAGGACGAGGUCUCUCAUCUCAUUCGACUCAUAGCGACUUCUUCUGGCGUUGUCGUCAACCUCGGCGGCAUGUUGGUGGAGACUAGCAACAACAUCAUAGCCCGUGCAGCCAUCGGUGGUCGGUGUGAUGACCAGAAGCUAUUUCUAUCGGCGAUCAGCGAUGUGGUGGAGUUUUUGUCGGGAUUCAACUUGGUGGAUUUGUUCCCGAAAAUACCAUUCAUAGGUCGUAUCACCGGAUACCAACGGAGGCUUGAGCAAUGCAAGAAGAAUUUGGAUCUAACAGCUGAAAAGAUUGUUGAAGGACACAAAAAGAAGUGGGCCAAACAUUUUUCUAACAAGGAUCAUGAGCAGUUUAUGGAAGAGGAUCUCACUGAUGUUCUUCUGAGGGUUCAACGGGAAGAUAGCCUUCAAUUCCCUCUAUCCAAUGACAACAUCAAGGCUGUAAUCAAUGACAUGCUCUUGGCUGGGAGCGAGACGAGUUCAACAACCUUGGAAUGGGCGAUGUCAGAGUUGGUUCGAAGUCCUAUGGUUAUGGAAAAGGCACAAAGAGAGGUUAGGGAAGUCAUCCGCGACAGCGGCGGGCCAGGGAAGUUGGUAGAUGAGGAGUUGAUAUAUGGUAGGCUAACAUAUUUGCAACUAGUGAUAAAGGAGACGCUUAGACUACAUCCUCCAGGAACGCUGCUACUGCCACGUGAAAAUCAAGUAACCAAAGAGAUAAUGGGAUAUGUAAUACCAGCUAAGACAAAAGUGAUGAUUAACAUGUGGGCAAUAGGAAGGGAAAAAAAAUAUUGGGGCGAUCCAGAAAAUUUUCGUCCCGAGAGGUUUGAAGAGGAUCUUGUAGAUUUUAAAGGGGCACACUUUGAAUAUGUGCCAUUUGGUGCGGGAAGGCGAAUAUGUCCCGGGAUGCACUUUGCAUUAUUCACGUUGGAGGUUGUUCUGGCGCAUUUGCUAUACUUUUUUGAUUGGAAGUUCUUGGGAAAGAAAGGGGAGAAGCUGGACAUGAUAGAAGCUUCUGGUGUCACAGUAAGGAGGAAAAAUCCUCUUUGUUUGGUUCCCACUCUUCGAUUUCCUCUCCAAUCAGCAUGACUAUUGUAUCUACGAGUAAUUUAAUGUGAUUUUAAUUAUGUGUGACUCCAAGGUUUGAUGGAUUGGAACAAGGUAAAGUUGUUAUGAGUGAAAUUCGUAAGAUAAAAAGUUUAGGGUGGUAUAAGUAAAAUCCCUUCUUUUUUAC
Phalaenopsis equestris is the source of this 1807-nucleotide messenger RNA. RefSeq names its product 5-epiaristolochene 1,3-dihydroxylase-like. The record is from RefSeq and is a predicted model, not a curated record. Gene Ontology annotation, molecular function: iron ion binding; oxidoreductase activity, acting on paired donors, with incorporation or reduction of molecular oxygen; heme binding. The transcript is spliced from 3 exons. Lineage: Eukaryota; Viridiplantae; Streptophyta; Magnoliopsida; Asparagales; Orchidaceae. Bases 1 to 1662 code for a protein of 553 amino acids.